AUGCUUAGAUUAGACAAGGAAGAGAAUUUCACUGGGGAUGCCAGCCUUUUAGCUCAGGAAAUUGAACCAGGAGGAGAGGUCCUUCACGAUAAUGAAUCUGCAGAAGCUCAACGAGAGAUCUCAUUCAAGCAAAAUGAAAAUUAUGAUGCAACACACAAAGACGAUGGAAUGACUGCUGUUGACAGCACUGAUUCGGGUUUGCAAUGUACAGCUUCUCUCUCUCAAGAGUUGGAAGUGCUUGUUGGAACCAAGGAAUGUACAAUGGAGAAAAAGACAGCAGUUGAAGAGGAGCAAGAGCUGCAGGAUGGCAAGCUUGAAUCUCACGAGUUAGAAUUACCGAUUGGAAAAAAUGAGAAGAUUAACCCGUCUUUUGACUCAGGCGAGGCCGUAGAGGACUUGUUUGCUCCUCCAGCUAGUGCUAAGCAAGCUGAAGAGGCAGAGGUUUCCCCUAUGUCUCCAACUGCUAGCCAGGUUUCUCUUGGAAGUGAAUUAAUGGUGGAAAAUGAUAGAAAGCUAAUUGAAGAGAACGACAAGUUGAGGGAGAUGGUGGAGAAGCUGAUUGAAGCUGGGAAACAACAGCUAACUGCCAUUUCCAAACUCUCAGGAAGAGUCGAAAACUUGGAGAAGAGACUAUCUAAGCAAAAGAAAUUGAAGAUGAGACGACACAAAGUUCCUUUAUCCAGGGCCAGGAUCGGCAAACAUGCGAGGAGUCCAGCCUAUUUACAGCUGGCCAAGGGAGCCGAAGACCACCCAUAA
Molecule: messenger RNA, 756 nt
Organism: Ilex paraguariensis (yerba mate)
Lineage: Eukaryota; Viridiplantae; Streptophyta; Magnoliopsida; Aquifoliales; Aquifoliaceae
Source: the annotation of a GenBank genome assembly